Molecule: messenger RNA, 2562 nt
Organism: Nymphaea colorata (pocket water lily)
Lineage: Eukaryota; Viridiplantae; Streptophyta; Magnoliopsida; Nymphaeales; Nymphaeaceae
Product: protein FAR1-RELATED SEQUENCE 5-like
Exons: 2
Coding region: 356-1183 (275 amino acids)
Source: RefSeq, a predicted model, not a curated record
UACGGGGCUUGGAUCGUCGAAUAUCAUUCACGCUACUCAUUACCAUGGAUGAAGAUAAGGAGGCCCAUACAGAUUUGGAUCCCGUGAAGUGUCCAUUUGCGUCUCCAGGAGUGGGGGCCCAGGUAAAUGACUGCAAUGGACGUCCGGGACUCUAUAUAUAUUUAGUGAACCGUUGAGAUAGGUCCGGACGCCGAAAACGCUUUGAAAAAUGACACACAUCGCCAUUGAAGGCUAGUUCGGAGUCCGGAGGCUUCACUCCCUCCUCUCUCCAUCUCACCGAUCAGGACGUCUUUCCGUUGCUUUUCAUAUCUUUACUGAAUUUUACUUCUCUCUCACUCCCUCUCUCUCUCUCUCUAUGUGGCUACUUCUCCACCCGUCUCCUUGUCAUUCUCAUUCUUCCCAACUCUUGCAGGACAUGGUUAAUCAUCACGUGGAGAUUAGUGCAUUGUCUAUGGUGAAUGACAUCAACGACCAUGUUAAACGAAGUUGCCCUAUGGAAGAUAUUACUUUGGAUGGUUACGUGCCAAAAGUUGGUAUGGAAUUUGAUGAUGAAGAAACUGCCUUCCAGUUUUAUAAUCUGUAUGCUCGUAAUCUAGGAUUUAGUGUUCGAAUACAUAACUGGAGAAAGAAUAGCAAAGGUUUGCUGGUGCGGAAGGAGCUUGUGUGUUACAAGGAAGGCUACCCUAGGACACAAAAGAAACAUGGAAUAGUACAGAUGAAGCCAAAUGCAAGAUGUGGUUGCCCAGCAAAGUUACAUUUGAAGAGAGGGUUGAGCGGUAAAUUAUGUGUGGUAGAGUUUGAGCCUAUUCACAACCACCCACUUGCUAGUCAAAACAAAGUUCACAUGCUAAGGUCACACAGAAAUGCACCAAAUGCAGGUGUGGCAGACAGAUCAGGUUCAACACCAAAAAAACAAGCUGGUGAACGGAAAAACUUAGCAUUUUUAUCAAUGGAUUUCAAGAACUACUUAAGAACAAAAGGCGUAUGCUUACCUGCACGUGGAGAUAUGGGGUCUCUCAUGCAAUAUCUAGCAACUAAAUCAGCAAAUGAUCCUUCUUUUUUUAGUUCUGUGCAGCUAGAUUCAGAUGACCUUAUAACAAUUUUUUUUUGGGCAGAUGGGAGGUCGAGGGUUGACUAUGAUUGUUUUGGAGAUGUUUUUGUUUUGACACUACGAUCACUUUAGACACUCCUACACGGCCAUUCACAGUAUUUAUUGGUGUCAAUCAUCACAGGCAAGUGUUUUUGGUGCAGCACUUAUAUACAAUCAGACAGUUGAGUCUUUUGAAUGGUUGUUUCAAACCUUUGAGAAGGCUAUGAAAGGCAAACAGCCAAGGGUGAUUUUAACAGAUCAGGUUUCACCCAUGGCAAGUGCACUAGCGAAUGUGUGGCCUGAAACAUAUCAUAGGCUAUGUGUGGCAUAUAUAUCAAAAUGCAUCCAAGCAGUUGAGCCAUAUAUACAACAAAAAUGAUUUCAAGAGUGACUUUGGCGCGUGCUUGAUUAUGAAGAUGAAGGAAGUUUUCUAUCAGCAUGGAAAGAUAUGUUGAAUAAGCAUGAUCUUGUGGGCAAUGAGUGGUUGCAAAAAUUGUUUGAUGUUAAAGAGAAAUGGUCCUUGGCUUAUGAACGAGGCAGAUUUUGUGCUGACACAGAGACUACACUGAGGAGUGAAAAUAUGACCAACAUUUUGAAAAAGUAUUUGAACUCGGAGACAAAUUUUUCUUGUUAUUUUGAACAUUAUGAUAGAAUUGUGAAAGACCGAAGACAUGCUGAGCUUCAACAAGAUAUUAAGACAAAUCAAACAACUCCAGCCAUGUUAUUUUCAUUUUUGUUAAGAGAAGCUGCAAGAGUAUAUAUAUACUCCAAGCAUCCUUGAAAAAUUCAGAGAAGAGGUAUUGAUGAUAUCUGAUUGUGAUGUCGAUCAUUUGGGUGAGGAAGGAACCCUUUCGAGGUAUAAGGUUAACAUGGUAGACGAUGUCAAAGAUUACAUUGUUAAUUAUGACACUUAAAAUAAAGCAGUUUUCUGUAGCUGCAAAAAGUUUGAGUUUAUGGGCCUCCUUUGUUGCCACGCUCUGAAAAUAGUCGAUCGAUUGAAAAUCAAAGGCAUUCCUGAGAAGUACAUCUUGAAAAGGUGGUCAAAGGAAGCUAAAAAUGGGAUGGUGCAACCAUUUUCAUAUGGAGUUGAUUUCAGUUGCAGCGAUAAAUCCAUUGUACCAUUGCGUUAUGGCCUCGUAAAUGAUGCAUUGGUGAAAAUUGCUGCAAGAGCCUCAGAAAGUGAGGAGACUUACAAGUACCUUGAAAGUCAGUCCAUUGUCAUGAUGGAAGUUGUGGAGAACAUGUUGGAAGGUGGUACCAGUUCUCUCCAUCCAAAUGCCCACGGCUUGCGACCGUAGAACUUGUAGUAUUUGUUGGCACAUGUGACGUUGUAAAAGUUGUGGCAGUUGGUGAAAAUGAUAUGACAAAGCUUAGAUCUCAUUUUACUUCCUAAUCAAAUGUAGUCUGACAUCGAAAUCCUUGUAAAGUGAUACAGUUUCUUUAAAAUGUACUGUAUUGUUCCUUAUAAUGCA